Messenger RNA from [Candida] anglica, 288 nucleotides. Lineage: Eukaryota; Fungi; Ascomycota; Pichiomycetes; Serinales; Debaryomycetaceae. The record is from the annotation of a GenBank genome assembly.
AUGAAAUUCUCAACUAUCUAUCUUUCGCUUUUUUUAACUUCAGCAGUGUUGGCUGAAGAUCGUUGGCCAGCACAAUGGUGCGAUAAGGAAUGUAUUGAAACAUGUUUAUUUGCCCAAGGAUGUAUUGAAUCUGGAAGACCAUGUCGUUGUUCAUCCCAUUUCCAAACCAAAUUGAACAAAUGUAAAGCUGAUGGAUGCGAGGAGAAUUAUGUCAACAAGAAUUGGAGUGAAACAGUUACACCAUUGCUUGAUGAUUGUACUGGUAAGUAUUAUGAUGGGCCAAUCUAA